GAGUUGGCAGCUUGGCUAAAAGGUCGGAGCAAUGCACUUGCAGAGCACUUUGCUAGACAAGCUUCUAGUGUAUUGGACAGGACCUGCGGAAUCAGCAACCUGACUGCUUCGCAGCUGACCCAGUGGUAGCAAGAUCUGAAACAGGCACGCCAGUCAACAUGAGCACAGCAGGCAAAGUUAUUAAAUGCAAGGCAGCAGUACUGUGGGAAGCUAAUAAACCAUUUUCUAUCGAGGAAGUGGAAGUUGCCCCACCAAAAGCACACGAAGUUCGCAUUAAGAUCUUGGCCACAGGGAUCUGUCGCUCCGAUGACCACGUGGUAACUGGAGGACUGGUUAUGCCUUUUCCAAUAAUUCUUGGGCAUGAGGCAGCUGGUCUUGUGGAGAGUGUUGGGGAGGGAGUAACUUCGUUAAAGCCAGGAGACAAGGUCAUUCCACUCUUCAUUCCACAGUGUGGGGAAUGCAGCGCUUGCUUAAGCUCCAAGGGUAAUAUGUGCAUUAAAAAUGACAUUGGUUCAGCUGCUGGAUUAAUGGCUGAUGGCACCUCUAGGUUUACCUGUAAGGGAAAACCAGUUCACCAUUUUAUUGGUACCAGCACCUUCACUGAAUACACAGUAGUGCAUGAAACUGCUGCAGUCAAAAUCGAUUCUGCUGCUCCUCCAGAAAAAAUCUGUCUGAUCGGCUGUGGAUUCUCAACUGGUUAUGGGGCUGCUCUGCAGACUGCAAAGGUGGAAGCAGGCUCUACCUGUGCUGUCUUCGGCCUCGGAGGAGUUGGCCUCUCUGUUAUCAUGGGCUGCAAGGCAGCUGGAGCUUCUCGCAUCAUCGCUGUUGAUAUCAAUAGUGACAAGUUCGCCAAGGCCAAGGAGCUGGGAGCCACUGACUGCAUCAAUCCUAAAGAUUGCAAGGAGCCCAUUCACAAAGUGCUGAUUGGAAUGACUGGCUAUGGCGUGGACUACUCCUUUGAGGUCAUCGGACGUAUCGAAACCAUGGUUGCAGCCUUGGCCUCAUGCCACUACAACUACGGAGUCAGCGUGAUUGUGGGAGUGCCCCCUGCAGCACAGAAUAUCACUUUUGACCCCAUGCUCCUCUUCAGUGGUCGCACCUGGAAAGGGUCUGUCUUCGGAGGCUGGAAGAGUAAAGAUUCAGUCCCCAAGCUGGUUGCUGACUACAUGAAGAAAAAAUUUGUUCUGGAGCCAUUAAUAACCCACACCCUUCCUUUCAGUAAAAUCAACGAAGGAUUUGAUCUGCUAAGGGCAGGGAAGAGUAUUCGCAGUGUCCUGACAUUUUAGGAUUCCUAAAUGAUAAACAGCAGAUGGCUUAGCAGCAGCACAAACUUCAUUAUCCUCCAAGACAACGGAUACAAAUUGUGAAAUAAGACAUUUCUGAAAGAUCUGCCACCACCACCCUUGAAUAAAAGGAUGAAGCUCAACAUCCAGACUACCAUACUUGCUUCUGUCACAGGUGUUAUGAAAGGUUUGGCUUUAUUCAAACAGGUUUUAACAGGCAAUCUUUUAAUUAAAAAAAAAAAAAAAAAAAAAAGGGGGGGGGGCAAGCAAACUGUCUAUUUGGAUCUUAAUAAAGCUGCAAGUUUAACAGUUCACACACCAGGAAAUUAAAGUACUGCUCAAUAAAACUCUAGGUUGGAACUAAGUAUUCAUCCUGAAUGA
This is a messenger RNA of Oxyura jamaicensis (ruddy duck), 1664 nucleotides long. Its product is annotated as alcohol dehydrogenase 1. The coding region runs from base 159 to 1286 and encodes 375 amino acids. NCBI's taxonomy places the organism in Eukaryota, Metazoa, Chordata, Aves, Anseriformes, Anatidae. The transcript has 9 exons. Gene Ontology annotation, biological process: retinol metabolic process; retinoic acid metabolic process. Gene Ontology annotation, cellular component: cytosol. The record is from RefSeq and is a predicted model, not a curated record. Gene Ontology annotation, molecular function: zinc ion binding; all-trans-retinol dehydrogenase (NAD+) activity.